Molecule: messenger RNA, 2944 nt
Organism: Prosopis cineraria
Lineage: Eukaryota; Viridiplantae; Streptophyta; Magnoliopsida; Fabales; Fabaceae
Product: probable methyltransferase PMT5
Exons: 10
Coding region: 647-2509 (620 amino acids)
Cellular component (GO): cytoplasm
Molecular function (GO): methyltransferase activity
Source: RefSeq, a predicted model, not a curated record
CGCGCUGAGCUAAUCUUUAUUUAUUUUAUAUUUAUAUAUAUUUGUAUUUUUCUAUUUACAUAUUUUUGGAUCUGAUUAAUCAUCCGUAUAUAAAUGGCAAAUGAAAACCCAGCUGGUAGGAUCCAAAAUAAAUUUGUCCAAGACCGGAAUUAGCGCUCUUCCCACAUUGGUUUCUUGAAUCUCACUGUUUAACGACCUCAACUGGGGAUCUGACUAACUACUCGUCGGCGAUCGGUCCUGCCAGAAUUGGUACUUAGUCAAUCAUUUUGCAGUGGGCGUUUGCAUACAUCUUCGAAAACUUUGGGAUUUUCCGUUAGUUUAUACUCUUGUAGUGCUUCUGCAUUGUUGAUUUAGAAUUUGGUAUCGAAAAUUCGGCAUCUUUCUGGCGAUACGUAUUUCUUUGCCUUGGUGAUGGGUUUUUGGUGAAUUCGCGCUUCAUGUUCUGUUCAUUACAUGAAUGAGAAGGUGCGGCCACGUGGCAAAAGACAAGCAAGUUACUGGCGAAGAAGUGUGAGCUGUUGGUUCAAUGCUUGCCGGAAUAUUGUUGAUAAAUGACAGCAUAUACGGAAGCCUGUAUAGACGAUUGACCCAAUUUACAAUUUGGCGGUCUUGAAUUUGUUUGCAAUAUCAGUUCCACGAUUCGGACAUGAGAAGCUCCUGGUUUAAUAAAUUGUCCAUAAUUAUUGGCCCUAGACUGCCGUUGAGCUGGUUGAUGUUGUGCCUGAUCAGUCUGCUUGCACUAAUUGCAGUCUUAGGUUCGUCUUCUUCUAAUAACAUUGAUUCAACACCACUCACUCGGGCAUCUCUCAUCUAUUCAAACUACAGAAGGAUAAAAGAGCAAGCAGCAGUUGAUUAUUUGGAGUUAAGAUCUGUAUCAUUGGGUAUCACUGGGCAAAAAGAACUUGACCUUUGUGGCAAGGAAAAAGAAAAUUCUGUGCCCUGCUACAAUGUUUCAGCAAAUUUGUUAGCAGGGUUUAAGGAAGGUGAGGAGUUUGAUCGGCACUGUGAAGUGUCAAGAGAAGUUGAGAGGUGUUUGGUUCGCCCUCCCAAAGACUAUAAGAUUCCCUUGAGAUGGCCUACUGGUAGGGACGUAAUAUGGAGUGGAAAUGUGAAGCUAACCAAAGAUCAAUUUCUUUCGUCUGGAAGUAUGACCAAAAGGUUGAUGCUACUAGAAGAAAAUCAAAUUGCAUUUCACUCAGAGGAUGGAUUGAUCUUUGACGGUGUGAAAGAUUACUCUCGUCAGCUUGCAGAGAUGAUAGGGUUAGGAAGUGACGCUGAAUUUCCCCAAGCUGGUGUACGUAUUAUACUAGACAUCAAUUGUGGAUUUGGUAGUUUUGGAGCUCAUCUGGCAUCACUAAAAUUAACGGCAGUUUGUAUUGCGGCAUAUGAAGCAACUGGCAGCCAGGUUCAAUUGGCCCUUGAGAGGGGCCUUCCCGCAAUGAUUGGCAAUUUUAUUUCAAGACAGCUUCCUUAUCCGUCUUUGUCAUAUGACAUGGUUCACUGUGCUCAGUGUGGCAUCAUUUGGGAGGAAAAGGACGGAAUGUUCCUGUUUGAAGUUGAUCGUGUUCUUAAACCUGGGGGAUACUUUGUCCUAACCUUACCCUCAAGUAGGCCACGGGGAAGUUCAUCACGGGUGAAGAAAAACACCAUCUUGACCCCAGUGGAAGAGCUAACCCUAAAACUCUGUUGGACCCUUCUAGCUCAGCAAGAUGAGACUUUCAUUUGGCAGAAAACUGCAGAUAUUGAUUGUUACUCAUCUCGCGGGCAGCAUGCUAUACCUCUAUGUAAAGGGCAUGAUGAUAGUCAAUCAUAUUAUCAGCCUCUUGUACCAUGUAUAAGUGGGACAUCUAGCAAGCGCUGGAUUCCCAUACAGAACAGAUCCACUGAAUCUGAACUAAGCCCUGCUGAGCUUAAAAUUCAUGGAGUUCAGUCUGAAGACUUCUAUGAAGAUUUACAAUACUGGGGAUCAGCUCUUAAGAAUUACUGGUCUUUGCUUACCCCAUUAAUUUUUUCAGACCAUCCAAAGAGACCUGGAGAUGAAGACCCAUUGCCUCCUUUUAACAUGAUACGCAAUGUGAUGGACAUGAAUGCCAAGUAUGGUGGUUUUAAUGCGGCCCUUCUGGAGGAAAAAAAAUCAGUAUGGGUUAUGAAUGUGGUUCCUGCUAGUGCUUCAAAUGUACUUCCUCUUAUUCUAGAUAGAGGUUUUGCUGGCGUUAUUCAUGAUUGGUGCGAACCCUUUCCCACCUACCCCCGGACAUAUGACUUGCUUCAUGCUAAUGGACUUCUUUCGCAUCUUGCUUCAGAGAGGUGUAGCAUGGUUGACUUAUUCUUGGAGAUGGAUAGAAUACUUCGUCCAGAGGGAUGGGCAAUUCUUUCCGAUAAAAUGGGAGCUAUAGAGAUGGCCCGAAGAUUUGCAGCACAAGUACGUUGGGAAGCAAGGGUGAUUGACCUUCAAAAUGGCAGCGAUCAGCGGCUACUUGUUUGCCAGAAACCAUUUGUGAAAAAAUAAUUGAGCAGCAGUAUAUUUCACCAAAGGCAGAAUGACACAUAUUUUUUGCUCUGAGAAUGGAUUGUUUAGUUGGCACGUGUAUAUAGAGCUCAGAGCCUUGAUGUUUUCCCAUCUUUUCGACAACCGGAUUCAGAAUGAUGAAGCUGUAGAUUGUGAAGGUUCGGGAUGAAGUUAGCAACAGUUCUUUGUUCUUUUCUUUGUUCGUUCUUUGUUUUUUUUUUUGGGGUCAAAGGUGUUAGUAGUAAUUCAUUCAUCCAAUAUCUUGGUUAGUUUUGCUUCUAUUUUUUUUUUUUAAUGAUUUCAUUAUUGAUCACCAUUGGACUUGGAGCCUUUAUUUGAACAAUCUCUGGCAGUCUAGCAGUGGGGGCCAAAAAAAAAAAAAAAAGUGAAUGGCUACGGAAUCAAAGAAUGAAAUUAAGUUUUUAUUUUCUCUCA